GAGAUGUCCCUGAACGCGUCCUCCUGGGGGACUGUAUAUGUGUGUCGCGGCUGUUUGGCCAGCGUGUUGCAGCGCUGCAGCCUCGUGUGAGGAUACCUGGCCUUAAUUACAUUAUAAUCACAUACUUUAUCUCCACAUAUUAACACCCGGGUUAUCCGGUCUCUCCUCCGGUCUCCGCAUUCAGGGUGAUGAAAGACAGAACUGGCAAACAAAGGUGCUAAGAAGAAAAACACUUAAAGACUGAGAGGCUGCAGUGAAGCAGUUACUGAUGAAGACGAGUGAAGACUGCAUCUUGGUGUCCACUGCAAAGAAGACGUUCCAGUCCGGUUUUGUUCGAGGGCGUGGACUCUAAACAACUGGUGUAUUUGGUUUUUGGAAGUCACCAUGGACAGAAUUACAGAGAGCAUCUGGCAGCGCCGCAUCCAACAUGGUGUCAGGUACCAGAAAAGUGAAGUCCCGUUCCCAGAGUCGGUCCAGCUCGGCCUAGAGUACAACGCAUCGUUGGAAAAGAAGAAGUUAGAUGUGUCUCUCCUAACGAACGGUGUGAUGCUGGAGCUUUGGGACUUCGCCAGGUGUGUCACCAGGUCUGAGGCUCUGUUCUUAUUUGAAGUCCUUGAGUUGAACUUUGACCUCGGCUUGGAUGCGAUGGAUGACGCAAAAUACUCGGACUACAGGAGAAGAGUUCACAAUAAAACAAAGCUGAUGUGGAGCCAGGUCAAGUUGAAACCUGACAGGUGGAAAGAAACCUUCAUUCUACCAGAGCUGAUAGAUGAAAGAUCAGCAGAGACUGGAUCGGAGCGGCGGGGAAGCUACAGGGACAAGACCUUUGAUAUCUUAGUCCUCUCUGCGGGAAGCAAGAACAGCCAGACGUCAGAAGAUCACGAGGGUAUCGGAGAGGAGUUGUUCCUGAGGAAACGUGGAAGACCGCGGUCAAAAAUAACAGGUGAAGCCUUCCCGUGCUGUAAAGAAUUAGGGGUGACUUUAUUUAUCCAACCAGAAAACACACCCAAAAAGAAACUACACGUUGAUCUGCUCACCAAAGGUGUGAUGUUAGAGCUGCUCAACUUCUCCAGAGUGACCUGUGGAACACUCCCUGGGAUUGUUUAUGACCUGGUCAAGCUAAACUUUGGUCAUGAGCUGAAUAAAGCGCUGCUCCGUUUUCACAUAAACAAGAUCAUCGAGCGAAAGAGCGCCUGCCAAGUAGAAGAAGAAAGGGAUGUUUUUCUAAAGGAGCCGUUUCUAUCUCUGAGCCAAAAACGAAAAAAACUUUACCAGAAGAGGAAAAAUCCUGAACAAGAUUACGAAGAACUUGAAAGACUCGCUUUGCCCAAGAAGAGACGGUCAGCGCUGCGAGACAGGGAAAGUAAAGGGACAGAGUUUCUGCAGGAUAACGAUCUGUCGUACAUGUGUCCUGUGGAUUUUGAAAUGGAAAUGAUGUCAGAUGUGGAGACGUCAAGAGCAGAGGAAGCAACAUCAGGAACGGAAGAAGAAACAUUUGGAACAUCAGCAGAGGAGACACAGGUCACAGUAGAAGAAAGAUGGGUAGAAUCAGAAGAAACCUUGACAGCAGCUGAAGGAAAGACAUCGGCAACCACAGAAGAAACGGCCUUAGCGGUGGUUAUAAAGGAAGAAGAAGAAGAGGUUUUUGUUUCCUCAGUGCAACCUCAAAUAAACGUCUCUGACUCCAAACUCUUUGACGGCCAUCACAAGAACACCGCCCUCACAGAAGUCUCUGAACUGUUUUCUGCAGACAAAAAUCUGGACCAAAAUGUAAUAACGCCAAAACAGAGGCUUUGGAUCAGACGUGCCCUACGCUCACGUCAGAUCCUGAGGUCCAGCAGAGUGACCGAUCAGUUUGCCAGCUGCAGAGCGAUGGGUUUAGACUUUAACGUGGGUUCAGGCUGCAAACAGAAAGUGUGUGUGCAGCUCUUCACCAACAGUAUGCUGUGUGAGAUUCUUAAAUUUGCAACUGCCAUGAAGAAAAGCGUGCACAGUUUCUUGUGUGAAAUUCUGGAGAACAACUUUCACAUUCUGUACCAGGAUGAGCAGCGCCAGCGCUACUUUGUUGUUUACAUGUCGUCGAAAGUAAGGUGUCUCCAGAACCAUCCUGCCCGACACUCAGUGGAGUUUCUUGACAGUCCCUGUAAGUUCCUCGAGUCUUUCAUCAUGGUGGACGGGACCGGUGAUUUUCAAACCGGAAGGAUGUUUGGAGAACAGAAGGGAAAGCUUGAUCCAGCGGCAUCUGCAAAAACCCAACAGGGAGAAUCAGAUCCACAUCCGUAUUGCAGAAAGAUAGGCCUGGACCUGUGGUCGACGGAUCAACGCCCCGCUGACAGAAAGCUUGAUCUGACUUCCUUGACCAAGGGCGGCUUGUUUGAAAUCUACAGCCAUGUCAAAUAUCUGUGUGGAACCGUCCGUGAGACAGUUAAUGACAUCCUUGAGCACAAUUUUGAUCUAGAUCUGCAAAACACUGAGUCCAAUGACUCAAAGGCGAUCCAGCAAUGGUACUGGAUCCAUAAAUUAGUCAUGGUAAAGCCCAGCAGCUCCAGCAAAUCAAAGGUAUGGUUGAAAAAGCGUGUCCCACUGACUGUAAACUCACAGCUUGGUCAACAACCAACAUUCAGAGACUGCCUGGAGGAUCCGGACACAGAAGACUCAAUGUCUGAUGAAGAACUGUCGGCUUUCAACGGGAAUGUGGCGGAUGAGAAUAGCGGUUACUGUAUCUGUGAGGAAAUCGGACUGGACCUCAUUGUUGGAACCAAACCAAAAGGAAAACCCAAACUCGAUCUACGAGUGCUCACGAGGGGACUUCUCUUUGAGAUACACCAGUAUGCGUUGAGGAACAGCUCGCAGUACAUUCCCACUCUGUACCAGAUUCUGGAGUACAAUUUUGAUCUGAGCUCUCAGAGCCAUCGCAGGGUGGAAUUCGCCUGGUCCAUCGCUUCUCAGGUGUUGGGCAUAGCAGGUAAAGUCAGCAGGAAGGGGAAUUACCUGGAUGGAGCAGUGGAGUUGCCCUUUGAGUUCCCUGAAUCCUCAAAGAUGGUCUGCAAAGAGGAGUGUGACUACACUGAACUGGAUUCUUGUGAGAACUUAGAUGUCACGUUUGUCCGAGAACUGAAGCCCGUUGACAUAGAAGUGGAGAUACAGUAGAGCUGUUAAUCCAGUUUUUGAUAUAGGAAUCAUGGUUACGUUUUCAGCUCGAGGUCUCAAACUGUUAAUUAACAUAUGGAGGAAAUAAAAACCUAAUGACUCAUAACAAAUUAACAAGAAAACUACGACUCAGCAGAGGCCAGUAUGGUCAAGGCUUGAGCCGGAAAUGACAAGCGAGGAAAACAUAUCCGUACAGUGACUUGCAAGAGUUGUUUUUUGUUGCUACUUGCUAACUAGUAAAUGUAUGAGUUUAUCCUCGUAAAUUUAGAAGAAGAAACACUCAAUUUACAAGAUUACAGCAAUACAUUUAUGAGGUAAAGUCGUACAUUUACGAGAACAAACGCAGUAGAGAAAAAAGGAGUAGAUUUAGGAGUUUAUUCUUUUAAAUUUAAAGGUAAUUUACAAGGUAAGGUUGUACAUUUAUGAGACUAAAGCCGUAUAUUUAAAUGUUAUUCUUACAUUUAUGAGUAUAAAGUCGUAAGAUAAAUAAGCAGUACAUUUAUUAGUUUAUCUUGUGAAUUUAGAAGAACAAACUCGAAAAUUUACAAGAUGACAACUAAAUUUCUGAGGUAAAGUUACAAGAAUGAAGUUGUUAAUUUACGCGAACAAGGUCGUAAGAGAAGAAAAGUACUAAAUGUAUGAUUUUACUCAUAAAUUUAGAUUACAGCUGUAAAUUUACGUGGUAAAGUCAUAAAUAUAAUACAAUAAAGCUGUAAAUAAGCAGACUCAAACUUAGACUUUGUACUAAUAAAUUUAUAGCUUAAAUAUUGAUAUCUUUUUUAUACAUAAAAAUUUAGGAAGGUAAUAAAGACUUUAAUCAGCACACACAAAGCAUUUACUUGUUUAAUGUGAUAUAAAGUUUCUGAAGUCAUCAGUACAUUUGUUUUUUUAAGCUGUCUGAACAUUAAUGUGGAUGAUUCCAACGUACCCAUCUUGGAUGUAAAGGUUUUUUAUUUAAAAUGUUUGGUUUGGAUUUUUCUCUCUGCUGCUCACUAAAAUGUCUUAAUCCUUA
This is a messenger RNA of Notolabrus celidotus (New Zealand spotty), 4162 nucleotides long. RefSeq lists its product as uncharacterized. The coding region runs from base 385 to 3150 and encodes 921 amino acids. The transcript is spliced from 3 exons. The record is from RefSeq and is a predicted model, not a curated record. NCBI's taxonomy places the organism in Eukaryota, Metazoa, Chordata, Actinopteri, Labriformes, Labridae.